Messenger RNA from Stegodyphus dumicola, 1475 nucleotides. RefSeq lists its product as uncharacterized. Lineage: Eukaryota; Metazoa; Arthropoda; Arachnida; Araneae; Eresidae. The record is from RefSeq and is a predicted model, not a curated record.
AACGUGCUUGUUUGUUUGUUUAUGUGAUUUUUCAGACAGCUGGCGAAUUUGAAUCUGCUGUUUGAGAAUUUUAGUAUCCAGCUCUGACCAGCGGUUUUACCGUUAUGAGCUUAGAGGAUUUUGACAAAUUAAAUUAUGGUCUUCCCCUGGUAUCGCAUGAAGGCGUUGGAGUAUCUACUAAUGGAAAUAAUACACAAUACCAUCAAGGCAGUUUAAAGCGGCCGAGAACUGAAGAUUAUCCAGAGAUAGGGGUUUAUCAGUCAAACAAACUGAGUAGCUAUAUAUGUACAGACUCAAGAGGUUAUUCUAAAUCAAAGACAUUUUUGUCUGUCAGGCACAAUAAUUAUGUGUAUCAUACAGAAGAUUGGAAACCUAAAGGCUGUACAAUGUAUUUACCUUUACGAGAAGACAUUAUGAUUAAUGUUCAAAACAUUGAGCAAAUAAGUUUUGAAUCAGAUCAGUUCUUUCUAGCUGAUGAGAAAGGAAACUAUGUUGGUGCUAAAUCUGGCCAUGCUGUACAUCUAUGGAGGUUUGAUUCAACACUGCGUAAACUUUAUAUUUCUCGCUCCAUUCUUUUCUUGAAAGAUCAGGAUUUCCAAGAAGUUCAAGUUCAAUUAGAUAAUCUUUGAUCAAACAUUUCAAAGAAAAAUAUUAAACUUGAUCCAUGUUCAAAACUACCAUGUGAAGUCUUAUUGUGCUAUAACCUAGCCUAUUAUUGUAUAUAAUUUAUCUCCAAAUAUAUUUUCUGCAGAAAUGUACAGUAUGUUUGCUAUGGAUGUAAUAUAGAGAAUAGAAUAUAUAUUUUAUCAUAGUUUGUCAAAUUAUAUUGGAUAUAAUUAUGAAUAUCUACUAUUAUUAAUUCAAUCUUAUUUUUCCAUACUAAACUGAACUUCACAUUUUUUCUUGGAAUACUUGCUGUCAAAAUUUGGUUAGAGAGAGGCAUAUAGCCAUUGCGUGCUUUGCCUUAAUUAAAUAACUCAGUUCAUUUCAUAUUUUCAUACUGGGCAUAUAACAGAUUUUUUUAAAGAUGUUUAGUGAGCAUUUGUAAAGAAAUUUUCAGAAUUGGUUUUCUGUGCUGUUUAUAAAUAUCCACAUGUAUCCCCUCCCCUCUAGCUAGUUACCGUUAGUUUAUUUAUAAAUACUUUCCAUUUGUUAUUUUCUUAGUGUACUUAACAAAUGAAAUGCAUUUAUGAAUGAAUUACUUAUGAAUAUCAAGCUAGUGUGUGUGUGUGAGGUUGGGGGAAUAUAUGUGAAAAUAUAUGUUUAUUGUAGAUGUUAACAGAAUUCCUGUGUUACUGUAACAAAUUUUCAUUUCCUCAUUUAAUGAUGCAUGUUAGAAAAUAUAAUCAUUGGCACCUCUAAAAAUAUGAUUAAAGGCACAUCUAAAAAUAUGAUUAAAAAAAAACUACCUAUGAAUUUUAGAUUUAUGUAUGUUUUAUUUAUGUAAAAUAAAAAAUCUGAUGUAUACACCACAU